Alexandromys fortis (reed vole) is the source of this 1677-nucleotide messenger RNA. It is a transcript of the gene Fxyd7, whose product is annotated as FXYD domain containing ion transport regulator 7. Gene Ontology annotation, cellular component: membrane. NCBI's taxonomy places the organism in Eukaryota, Metazoa, Chordata, Mammalia, Rodentia, Cricetidae. Gene Ontology annotation, biological process: regulation of sodium ion transmembrane transporter activity. The transcript is spliced from 8 exons. The coding region runs from base 13 to 420 and encodes 135 amino acids. Gene Ontology annotation, molecular function: sodium channel regulator activity. The record is from RefSeq and is a predicted model, not a curated record.
GGGGGCGGGGGGAUGGCCUGGACGGGGGCGGGCUCUCUGGGCCCCCAUUGGCUACAGGCCCCCCGCCCUACCAGGGCUCCCCCACCUUACCCCCCCACAUCAGUCUGUCCUGCUUCCAGCUGCUGCAGCCGCGCCUUCGCUGCCUCAGCAUUCAGCAGCCCCCUGCUCCGGCUCAGCAUGGCCACCCCAACACAGAGCCCCACAAAAGUUCCUGAUGAACCAGAUCCAUUUUACUAUGACUAUGCCACCGUGCAGACUGUGGGGAUGACCCUGGCCACUAUCAUGUUCGUGCUGGGUAUCAUCAUCAUCCUCAGCAAGAAGGUGAAGUGCAGGAAGGCUGACUCCAGGUCUGAGAGCCCAACAUGCAAGUCCUGUAAGUCGGAACUGCCCUCCUCAGCGCCUGGAGGUGGCGGCGUGUAGGACCUUCUGCAGAUCUCCACUGCUGUCCCUGCCCGGAGCACAGGAGCCCGGGACGAAGGCGGUGGGGACCCAGCCUGGCGCCGGGGAGUAUGCCCCCAAUGAGCCGCCACACCCACCCCAAGGCAGGAGCCACUGCACCCCGCUGUCCUUCCCCAGGCCUUGGCAACGACGAUCCCCCAAAGAGCCCAUUUGCUCCCCAGACUCAGAGACUCAGGCCUCCAGCUCCUGGGAUCCAGGAGUCUGUCCCCAGUUCCCUGGGGUCCUCAUUUCCCUUCCUCCUGCAUUUCCUGGUCUUCUCCAGGACCUUCCCGGCUGUCCCCUCAGGGUCCACGUGUUAAGCUUAAUAAAUGUGCAUUCGUUUUUCCCCGUUCUGUCUGUGUGUUGUCAUCUGUGGGCACCCAAGACUGGGUGGGAGGCUGAGGUGGUUGUGCUGUUUCUUCCUUCCUCCUCUUCUUUUCCUCCUUCUCCUCCUCAAGAGCCUCCUCUUCUCACCACAUCCUUUCCUCCAGACCUUCCCAAGGGGCCUUCCCUUCUCUUUACCCUUGUCCCCAUCUGUGUCCCCCCAGACCCUCCAGUGGAGGCCACCGCCCUCAGUCCCCCAUCACCCUCCACCGCUCCUGCUCCCACCCCUGCCUGUGGGGCCUGGAAGCCGGAGAGGAAAUGACUGAGCUGCUCUGGUCCCCGCCCGCCCUUGCCCGCGCCCCUGGCCACACCCUCCGCCCCGAGGCAGCUCCCACGCGGGACUCUCACUCUCCAGGCUAGAGACCCUGGGCGCCGACAUGUCACCGUCCUGUUGUUUGUGUCUGCUCACCUUUGUCGCCCUGAUUCUGCCCAGCAGAGGUUCCUUCUGGCUACAGGAGGUCAGAGAGAGGCUUCUGGGCACUCCAGUGGGAGGUGACAGGAUCUAGGUGAGGAGCUGCCUACAGGGCAGGGGCCAUAAUCAGUUAAUAUCACACACUUUUCAGAUGAGGCAAAGAGGGGGGGCUUCAGUGGUUCGGGACACACAGCAAGGAGGAGGUGGCUGGGAGCAGAAUCUGAAGCCAUGGAUGGACCUGGCUGGCUCUACCACUGGGCCUCUCCACGAGGCUAUCCUGCACGGAUAGCCAGGCUUGAUGCAUUCUUAGGAUCAUGGAGUCACCCAGCAAGGCUGUUUUCCCUGGGAGUCAGGACCUUCAGAUCUUCCAGGAGACUUCAUAAGGUCAGGCACGGUGGUCCAGGGGGGGAGUAUGAGGCCCCUUCUGACGGUUCAGCCUUGGU